UCUUCUUAAAAAGAUGGAUUUUUUAGGUAGUAAGGAGUUUGAAAGUGUUUAUAUUCAUCAUUUGGUAAACGUCUCGAAACAACUGGUAUAGACACGAUCAUAUGAAAAAAAAAUAUGCACGAUCAAGAAAACAAAUUGACAACACCAUAGCCGUCUUUCAUUUUCACAACAAAAUUUUGAGUGUCUAACUUUAGAUAAUUCUCGCUACACGCUUAAUUCGAUGCAGCGCGCAGGAUCGUCGGGAGAUGUAAAGAGAGCUAAGGCCAAGCCUCUAGAUAUACCUGCGAUCAGCAGAGGUGAACAAUUUUACAAAAAAACGUUCGUGUAUAUUUCAAAACUUUUGUCAUCUCGUACACUUCGAAGAUGGCCGACGAUCCAGCUAGGAGGCCUAAAGAGCAGGUCAAGGUUGGCAAGUCGAUCAAGCAGAAAGGAGGAAAUAGGUCUGGUGAUUCAACUACAAAACGGGCUGACCCAUCCAAGAUAAGCAAGACAGCCGACCAAGAGUCGUCUGGAUCCGCAACUAUAGAAUUCGGGUCGAUCAAGCAGAAAGGAGGAAAUAGGUCUGGUGAUUCAACUACAAAACGGGCUGACCCAUCCAAGAUAAGCAAGACAGCCGACCAAGAGUCGUCUGGAUCCGCAACUAUAGAAUUUGGGUCGAUCAAGCAGAAAGGAGGAAAUAGGUCUGGUGAUUCAACUACAAACCUGGCUGACCCAUCCAAGAUAAGCAAGACAGCCGACCAAGAGUCGUCUGGAUCCGCAACUAUAGAAUUCGGGUUAACAGGAGUUCUACGGCACACUCGAAGACUGGUUUUACAAGAUGUGCGUAGCUCAUCAUCUUUCAGGCUGAGGCGAGGAGGCAAGAAAUCUGGGCGGAACACUGUUAUUAGGGGUGAUGCUGGACUGGAGCUACAUGUAAUCAAGUGGAUGAGCAUCGAUGAUGAGACUCAUCUUGUACUAAGGGAUGCCUAUUUCCUCGGAGAUGACAUAUCCAUACUGGCUCCAUUGUGUCCGACAGUAAAGCAUUUCUCCAUUGAUUUCCACACGAUACGUCUACUUCCAUUUACCCUCAUGUCUACGCAUAUGCGUGUGCCUAUGAGAUCUGUCAUCACAGUUUGCAUUAAGUCCCUGUAUUGUCUUGGAAAUCUCCAGGAGACACUAUCGGAGGUCGGUAAUUUGUUUCCAGAUGCACAGAUUCUAGAUAUGCAAAUAGGGAUUCUAAAUUCUCCAUCCGAUCAAGCAUACUCUCAUGAGGUCUAUUCAUCAUCAUCCUUAAGGGAGCUUAAAUUAAGAUUUGAGGGGAGGUAUGAUAUCACUACAGACAACCUGUUAAUGGAUAUUUCUACCUCCUGUCCAAAUAUCGUAUCACUGGUGUUAUCAGGCUUUGGAAGAUGUCCAUCGAACAAGUCAGGCAAAGAAAUUACAUCAUGCAAGAUGCUACAUCUGACCAAAAUCCAUCUUGAAUCAUUUGGAACGGAUAAUCGCCACAGAUUUGAAACAUUAACGAGUAUAUUUUAUGUAUUUCAUGUGAUAAGUCCACGUUUGAGGUUUGUUGAGGCAAAGAAGGUGCAGCUAGGAGGUGCAGAGUUUGCCUCUGCUAAGUGGUCCCGAACAUCUUCAGGUUAUGAGCUACAACUUGAAGAUGCAUCAUCAGCUGUACCAAUGGCUGACCUAAUGCAUCUUGUGUCAAAUGAACUCGAAGAAGUAACUGUCCUGACAUUUGACAGGUGUAAUGUUGACAUUCCUCAGAGUAUCAGUCAUCCACCGCAUAGCACAAGGGAAGAGAGUUCGCUUCAAGAACUCAAGUUCUUAAAUGUGGAAUGCCCGUUGUCUCAAACUGACAUCAACAAACUUUCAGAGAUGUAUCCAUAUGUACAGAUCACAGUUAAACAUGAAAGUCAGGCAUCACAUGAAGACUCUAAGCAGGGUACGUCGAUGCCUUUCAAGCUAAAGUGGAAGACCUCCCCAUCCUCCCCAACUUCUUCAAUGGAUGAAGUCAAUGUGGUACCAAUCAAGAUGGAAUGUUGUAAGAGAGUUGGAGUUAAAGGUGGCAAACUUCAGCUAGAUUCCUUCGGAAUUGAACUUGAGAUCCCUCCUGGUGCAAUUGACAGCGAAGCGCCACAGGACAUUUCUCUUCGUGUCCUGACAGAUACUCAAAAUCUUGGCAACAACAAAGAAGAGAUGUCAGUCUGCUUUGGUGUACAGUGUUUAGCCCCUGAUGACUUAGUCCUUAAGUUACCGGUGACUUACACAAUACCCCACUGUGCUGUGAUUACACGAUACUCCAGUGUGAAGGCAGUCUUGUACACGGGAGAGGGAGAAUACUCACCCGAUGCAGUUGUUAAAGAACGAAUUGUGUUGUCGAGGUAUGGAACACCUAGCUGCACCAUCAACAAAGAUGUACUCAAACUGAAGAUGAACCACUUUUCAUGGGCGAAGAUUAAGUUGAUGAUCAAGAAUUUCUUCUUCAAAGGAAAGAAGAUGCGCUGUCGGCCAUUUAAAGAAAAGAACCUACCCCUACAGAAGACACCUGUCAUCUUACGUGCACACCUCUAUGAUGCCAUAAAAGGGAAUUGCGAGCUGAUAAAAAGACAAGAAGAGGAACAAGAAUUCGUACCUGCCCAUCCAGAACAAGAGAUCGUUAUUCAGGCAGCAGAAAGUGAUCUCAAAAUGACCUGUUAUGUAAAGGAGACAGCAAUUGGAAGACCUGCUGUUGUCCCCUUUGAUAAACUAAUGAGUGGAGCCAGGAUCUGUAAGCCCUUUGAAUUGGACUUCACCAACCAGCCAGACAUUGUUGCAGUGUCACUGAGAGUAGGACAAAAUGAGAAACUAGAGGAUGAUCUCUUAUUUCCUUUGGAUUUCUCAAUUCCUCACAGAAGAAAGAGAACUUUUCCACAAGAUCCAGAAGAACUGCAAGGUGCAUCAAGUUCACGGACGCUGCAAACAUCACAUCCAAUUCCAGAUGAAACUCCGGAGAGCGGCUCAGGUAAACGGGACGAAUUUGAAGAAAAGCUGACCACUGUUGCUCGAAGAGUUGCCACGCGUGUUGAUAUAGAUAAUCUCAUGAAGGCUCUCUGCCUUCAACCAGGAGAUGUCCAACACUAUGCCAACGAUAACAACAAUUCAUCAUACAUGGUUACACUAUCAAUGCUCCGAGACUGGAGAAAGAAGCAAACCAAGGCCACAGAGUGUGAAGCCCUGGAGGAUGUUCUAGAGGAAGCUGGUCAAACCAAUCUCGCCGAUGAGCUAUUUGGUACUUCAUGAGAUACAAAUUAUAUGCUUCUCUACUGAGAACUGCAUUGUUCCAAUGAGAGUAUAAUGAUUGCACAGCUUAAUCAAAGUUCCUGAUUGUUGGGGACUUGAUGUACAUAGUAGCAUUUCUAGGAUCAAACAUUAAACUUUAAAUAUCUAUCCUUGAUUUGCUAGUGUUAGAAGUGCAAUUUUGUAAGUACGUUUAUAUCUACUAUGACUUUAGAUUACCUUCAGCACAUUCUUACAAGCCUAUGCACUAUCCUGUUGACUAUUUGUUUUCACUAUUACUCAUUCCCAUAAGCAUAGCACAGGGACUACACGGUUCCAGUAGACAAUGAGUUAAAUGAUGUUUAUGAAGGAAAAUAUUUACUAUUCCUGUUGCUAUUCAAACGAUAUUUUGUUUUGCAAUACUUUUUAUGUAAUGUACACUACUUUAUGAAUGAAAAUAUUCCCAACAUAAGGUUUCGUUGGUAUUUGUAUAAUAUAGUUGUUCUUCUGAAAUAUGAAUGUAAAAUACAUGUAUAGACCAUUGCUGCAAUUUGAAGUGAAGUCACCAUUUAACGCAUUGGCUUCAAAGAAUCAUGUAUGAUUCUGUACAUCGGGUCUAAGAUGAUAUAUACUUGUUAGUAUUUAAAACAUCAUCACAAAGACUCUGGAGAAUCAGCUCCAGACCAAUUUCAACACCCUUUCUAUAGCCCAUAUAAACCAUGUUCAGAUCAUGUAAUUCACUGUAUAUCACUGUAAUGUUCAUUUCAAUAGUUGAUGAUGGACUAGUUAGACUAAUAAUAUUGCCUUAUCUUGAUUUAGGCAUGCCUUGCAAACUGUUUUUUAUUGUAUAACACAAUAAUAUUAACCCCUCAAAAAUUCUUAUAUCAGUUUUUCUAUGGAUUUAUUGUCAAAUGCAAUUGUGUACAUUUUUAUACUCCAGAUUUAUAUGCGUUAUAGUUCAACAAUGUUGUUAUCAUGGUUUGUAAAAUAACAACAAAAUUAAAUGAAAUGAAAUAUACAUGCUCGCUUAUCUUAUAUUGUUAUAAUCAUUGCUAUGAUCUAAUCACAAAGAUUCGAAAGGAAUACAAGGUUUACAUUACAAUGAAUUGUGAUGAAAGUAGACACUGUAAACUAUGUUUAAAAUUUUCAGCAAAAUACAGUAAUGCAUAUAAAAGAUGUGAAAUUCAUGGCGUUAUCAGAAUGAAUGGGACUAAAUGUGUGUUAUAUUUUCGAUGUAAAUCCUCCUGAUAUUCUCACCAUUGGUGGAGUAAGAAAAAGUACUAUUGCAACAAGAACUCACCAAGGAUUCUAUGAUUCUGUACCUUAGGGAAAAGAGCUAGACUGACCAUUAUAAGUGCCUCCAUUUUGGAUUUCGUUUGAUAAAACAGAAUCCCAAACAUGUCAAUAAUUGUUAAUCGUCAGUAUAUCACUACAAAAUAUCGUACCUAUCUUUGUCAAAUAUUAAAUGUGAUUUGAAAACACUCUGCAGUAAGGAAACGAUCUACAUAAAAACUAUAUCAUUAUCAUUAAUAGUUUGACGUAUUGCCUAUAGAAAUGUGCACAUAUUUGAUUGCCCUCUUCUGUAUAUAAUAUGCUUACUAUCAUACAUGAUAAUAAGGUUCUGAAAUUGCUACAGGCUAAAUAAUCAAAAUGUAAUGUAUGCAGAUAUAAUGUUGAGUUUUCAGAUAUGAACGAAUGCGAGAACAUGCUUUUUUUUAUUUUGAUAUAUUCCGUGAAGAC
Strongylocentrotus purpuratus (purple sea urchin) is the source of this 4977-nucleotide messenger RNA. RefSeq lists its product as uncharacterized. The record is from RefSeq and is a predicted model, not a curated record. Gene Ontology annotation, molecular function: protein binding; netrin receptor activity. The transcript is spliced from 16 exons. Gene Ontology annotation, biological process: netrin-activated signaling pathway. NCBI's taxonomy places the organism in Eukaryota, Metazoa, Echinodermata, Echinoidea, Camarodonta, Strongylocentrotidae. Gene Ontology annotation, cellular component: membrane. Bases 364 to 3261 code for a protein of 965 amino acids.